Sarcophilus harrisii (Tasmanian devil) is the source of this 823-nucleotide messenger RNA. It is a transcript of the gene MRPL30, whose product is annotated as mitochondrial ribosomal protein L30. The coding region runs from base 267 to 752 and encodes 161 amino acids. The transcript is spliced from 6 exons. The record is from RefSeq and is a predicted model, not a curated record. Gene Ontology annotation, molecular function: structural constituent of ribosome. Gene Ontology annotation, cellular component: large ribosomal subunit; mitochondrion. Lineage: Eukaryota; Metazoa; Chordata; Mammalia; Dasyuromorphia; Dasyuridae. Gene Ontology annotation, biological process: translation.
GAUGUGGGACGGGACACACGAGCGCGUCUUCCUGGUCCGAAAAAAGGCGUGACCUCGUAUUCUCAACCCAGGCCUGGGAAGGACGCGUGAUAUACGCGCGCUGGGCCGGGUGAUUCCUGAAGUUCUCUUGGUCCAUGAUUUCUUCCACUUUCAGGAGAAAUUAAUCGGAGUCGGGAACCACAAGUCUCCGUGGCCGGGCGGAGCUGAUAUUCCCUUGGAAUUACUUGCAGCUUUUCGGACAAUAAUAUCAUUAGUGGUGAUAUCUAAUGGCAGGGAUUUUGCGCUUAGUGACCCAGAGCCCUCCAGGUAGAGUACAGAAUGUGACAAAAAGUCUGGAAUCUCUCUCCUCAACUGAUUGGAUUCGGCAUAAAUUUACCAAGUCAAGGAUUCCAGAUAAAGUAUUUCAGCCUUCACCUGAAGCUCAUGAAAAAUAUGGUGGGGACCCUCAACACCCUCAUAAGUUACACAUUGUUACCAGAAUUAAAAGUGUGCAAAGACGACCAUAUUGGGAAAAAGAAAUGAUAAAGGUUCUUGGACUGGAAAAAGCACAUACUCCACAAGUGCAUAAGAAUAUCCCUUCAGUGAAUGCAAAAUUGAAAGUGGUUAAGCAUCUAAUAAGAAUCCAGCCAUUAAAAUUACCACAAGGACUUCCAACAGAAGAAGAGAUGUCAGAAACUUGCCUCAAGACCACAGGUGAACUAGUAGUUCGGUGGCAUCUAAAGCCAGUGCAACAAAAGGCAAUCAAGGCCUAAUUGUUUUCUUACUUUCUUUAAAUAUUCUUCACAUUUUUAUUAAAAUGUGUUUUAAACAUCAAUGGUCUUCA